GGAAAGCGAACAGUGGCAAUUACUGGCUUGAUUCCAUUAUAGAGGGGAAGACAGUACUUGUUCCUUGCGAUAUGGAAACAGCGGAUGCUGAUGAAUGCAAGGCCUCGUUACCUGUCUGUGACACGAAUGCCAUUUGCCAGAAUACCCCUGACUCGUAUAUUUGUGCUUGUAAACCUGGAGUUAUUGCAGAUGGGAGAACUUGCACUGCUGUACUAUCUUGCGAGGCUUUAGGAGUAGAAGAUCCAAACAUCAUACCUGACGUCCAAAUCACUGCGAGUUCCAAUUAUCUCAGCUAUUAUCCACACAAAGGACGGCUCAAUGGAGACAGCGGUUGGUGUCAGCAGUCUUCUAGAAUCACCGAUGACUAUAUACAGGUUGAUAUUGGAGCAGGACGCACAGUAUGCGGAGUCGCCACGCAAGGAAAGGCAAACGGAUCGUUUAUAAAAAGCUACAGGCUCUCCUUUUCUACUGAUGGUACCAGUUGGACUGCAUAUAAAGAGCAAAACGUCGAAAAG
Messenger RNA from Pocillopora verrucosa, 515 nucleotides. NCBI's taxonomy places the organism in Eukaryota, Metazoa, Cnidaria, Anthozoa, Scleractinia, Pocilloporidae. The record is from RefSeq and is a predicted model, not a curated record.